AUGUUCAAUCGGCUGUUAAUCAAGAACAAAUCACCUUUAUCAUUUAAGAUAAUAAGAUCCUAUUCCGGCCAUAAAGCUCCUCCAGCUAAAAAGAAAGACGUGGAUCCCAGAAGAGUAUUCAAAGUAUACAGAUUCGAUGGCAUCCUAUCGAAAGGUCAACCCAAAAUGAAGAAUUAUGACCUCGACGUCAGUACGUGUGGUAAGAUGGUGCUUGAUGCUAUGAUAAAAAUAAAAGACAUGGACUCAUCGUUCGUGUUCCGGCGAUCCUGCAGGGAAGGUAUUUGCGGAUCCUGCGCCAUCAAUCUUCAAGGGAACAAUUGCCUCGCUUGCAUCACAGAAAUACCACCAGAUAAAACGAUAUCCAUCUACCCAAUACCGCAUAUGUAUGUCAUCCGAGAUUUAGUCGUCGAUAUGACGCAUUUCUUCAAUGGCUACGAUGGCAUACGGCCCUACCUGAUCAGAGAGCGCACGAGUGAGCUAGGUGCAUACCAAUACGCGCAGAGCAUUGAGGACCAAGCGAAAUUGGUUGGCCUGUAUGAAUGUGUUCUCUGCGCUUGUUGUUCAACCGCUUGUCCGAGUUAUUGGUGGAAUGGUAGAAGAUUCUUGGGGCCGGCAGCUCUCCUUCACGCCUAUAGAUGGAUAAUAGAUUCCAGGGAUAAAGACACGGCGGCAAGAUUAUACGAUUUAAGAGAUGAUUUUGUGGUGUACCGUUGCCAUACUAUAAUGAAUUGUACUCUCGCUUGUCCGAAAGGUCUGAAUCCGCAUAUAGCUAUUGCCUACCUUAAGAGGUUAAUAUCUCGCGUCGAUAAGAAACAACCGGAGGGCAUUGAUGCAUUGAAGUUUGCCUCUGGUGCAAAAAAGAAAUGUUAA
This is a messenger RNA of Zerene cesonia (dogface butterfly), 870 nucleotides long. Its product is annotated as succinate dehydrogenase iron-sulfur subunit-like. Gene Ontology annotation, molecular function: electron transfer activity; 2 iron, 2 sulfur cluster binding. The transcript has a single exon. The record is from RefSeq and is a predicted model, not a curated record. Lineage: Eukaryota; Metazoa; Arthropoda; Insecta; Lepidoptera; Pieridae. The coding region runs from base 1 to 870 and encodes 289 amino acids. Gene Ontology annotation, biological process: respiratory electron transport chain; tricarboxylic acid cycle; aerobic respiration.